This is a messenger RNA of Yamadazyma tenuis ATCC 10573, 1647 nucleotides long. NCBI's taxonomy places the organism in Eukaryota, Fungi, Ascomycota, Pichiomycetes, Serinales, Debaryomycetaceae. The record is from RefSeq and is a predicted model, not a curated record.
ACUAAAUGGACGAUCAAACCCUAUCUCCUGCCAAGCAGACGGCGGUGGAUGAGUUCAUAGCCAUCACAGGAUCUCUGGACGACAAUGUCUCCCAGAUUAUCCGCCUUUUGGACGUCCAUAAUUGGGACUUGAAUAACUCAAUCGUCACCUUUUUCGAAUCAGGAUUUAUCCAAGAACUGCUGCUUCCAACACCUGUGGAGGUGGACACCUCUACUGACAUGCCCCAAGCAUCUGGCGUCGACUACGGCCAUCCCGGCAGCGACACCUCCCGCGUCUCGCGAAGAUACAGCAUGGUGGACUCUCCGUUGGAUGACUUGAUUCCUCUGCUCCCGUACGCUCCGAGGAUCUCUAACCAUUGGCAACUAGAAGUGGGCCUCAACGCCUCCAAGCGUGAGGUGUUGCGGGCCAACAACUUGCGAGCCAUCAACUCGCUCUUGUUCCUCCUUUUGUUUGUGCCCAAAAAGCUUCUCUCGUUCUUAUACCAGGUGUUCAAGUUCAUCUUCAAGAUCAACACCGCCAACUACUUCCCAGCCGCGAUAGACUACGAGUCCGUGGACUUGGACCAUAAGAUGCCGUUGCUGGAGUACGUUGACAAAUAUAACAUUGUCGAGGGCAACUUCAAUGAGGUGUAUGAACAGUGCAAAACCAACUACACCUGGUUGCUCGUGGUAUUGGUGAACGGGUCACAAGAAGCCAGCGACUUGUUAUCGCACUUGUUAUCGAAUCAUCAUUUUGAAAAGCAUUUCAAUAAAGCCAACCACACCGACAACUUUACCACUUGUAUAUACAUCAAUGAUGUCGAGAAGAACCCUGAAUCCUAUGAGGUGGGUCGUACCUACAAGGUAAAGAGAUUACCGUUUGUAAUGCUCAUCAACAACGUCUCCAACAGCCCGCACAAGUUGCCAUCGAUGUCCAUCACCUACAAGUCGAAUCUCCCGUCGGUGUUAUUACAGCCUUCACAAGUGGGAUCUACUGCCAAUAAGGUGGCCAUCUACUUGGGCCGCAUAAUCUCCAAUUACCAGCCACAAGUGGUGGCUGCCAUCACCGACAAGCGGGAAAUGGAGUUUGCUCGGCUCAUCAAACAACAGCAAGAUGAUGCCUACCAAAAGUCUCUUGAGAUGGACAAGGUCAAGAAAGCAGAGAAGAGUAAGAAACUUGAAGAUGAGAUGUUACUACAACAACGCCGACUGUUUUUGUUCAACUUGAUCAAAAGCCGGUGGUUCGAAACUCUCAACCCCGAGCCCAAUACCCGGAUCCAGGUCAAGUUGCCCCAUGGAGAACGGAUCAUUUUGAACGUUAAUAACCAAAACCAGUUGAAACACCUCUACCUACACCUCGAAAGUACCUUAUUCCCUCGCCACUUGGCAGCAGACGACGCCGAGGAGUUUGAGACGGCCUCUCAGGUGUUGGAGCACAUUUCGUCCAACGAUUUUGACUGCCAAAUAUCCCUUGAGGACUACUACAAGCACUUUCCCUUCAAGUUUGAGCUCAUUCAACCAUACCCCAAAAAGGUUGUGGACGACCUCGAGGCGACCAUCAAAGAGCACAUCAAAAACGGUGCAUCGCUAUUGGUGGAAUACACAAGUGACGACGAGGAAGAAGAGUAACGCACACACUAUCUAUGACCAAUAUACGCCCUCUCCCAUC